Messenger RNA from Macadamia integrifolia, 378 nucleotides. RefSeq lists its product as uncharacterized. The record is from RefSeq and is a predicted model, not a curated record. The transcript has a single exon. The coding region runs from base 1 to 378 and encodes 125 amino acids. Lineage: Eukaryota; Viridiplantae; Streptophyta; Magnoliopsida; Proteales; Proteaceae.
AUGGAUGAUUGCAAACCAGUUCAGACACCUAUGGCCACCACUGCUUCUUCAUCAUCAGGGGGUGCUCUCAUGACUGACCCCACCCCAUAUUGGUCUAUCGUUGGUGCCCUAUAUUAUGCCACCCUCAUGCGCCCUGACAUUGCCUUCUAUGUCAACUGUGCUUGCCAACAUAUGCAUGAGCCAACUGAGGAGCACUGGGCUUUGGUGAAGAGGAUCCUGCACUACAUGAAGCAUACCAGAUUCCAUGGCCUACUCCUUGAACGCUCUCCCAAUGUCACCCUGCAGGCGUUCUCUGAUGCAGAUUGGGUAGGAAGCAGCCUUGAUCGUCAUUCCACAGGGGACUUUGCCAUUUUUCUUGGCCCUAAUCUUAUCUCCUAG